AUGGGUCGGGUACAACAGUGUGCUCAACUUGCACUGCAGUUCCGCCAUGCAGACAUGAAACCAAACUCACACAUCGUGGAAAAAAGAAACAUCUUACUCGUGGUCGUGACCUUGGUCUCCGCCACUCUAUAUUCGGGGGGGAUCAAUCCUCCCGGGCUCCAACACUGUAAAUGCAUUACCCCUGUUUGGAACGUCAAAAAUUGCGGUUGUUCAGCCCUGACUCUUUUGUCGGUAUUAUUUAUUUCACUGGCGCUGAUGUUAUCUGGUAUCAUGCUUAUUAUUCUGGUGGGUCGCAACCCUUUUGCACCCUUGGUUUAUCUUCUCCUAAUGGGUGCUGCCAUUCCAUACUGGUUUACCCUUGCAACAUUCCUCCACCCACUGCUAUGGUUUGCUUUCAUGGUUGUGUGCUGGCUGCCUUCCUGCUAUGCUCUCUUUCUGUUCCGGCGAUUUGUUACUGGUGCUGAUGCUGCUGUUCCUGCUGCUCCUGCUCCUGCUGUUGGUGGAGGAGAGAUAGUGGCUGAUGGAGGAGAGAUCGUGUGA
This is a messenger RNA of Prunus armeniaca (apricot), 540 nucleotides long. The record is from the annotation of a GenBank genome assembly. NCBI's taxonomy places the organism in Eukaryota, Viridiplantae, Streptophyta, Magnoliopsida, Rosales, Rosaceae.